AUGUUUAUGCUUUCACGAAAUCGGCAACUGAUCGUAAUUCUAUUUUUGAUUUUCGAUUUUGGACGAUCUGUGCAUUCCUCUCACACCAAUCUUCAUAGAAUACAUAGAAAUAAAAUUCAUGAAAAACUGCUGAGAAGAACGUUGAUCUCGCUGGGCAAGGUUGUGGACUUCUUCGCAAAGGAGUACAAAAAGUUUAAUAUCGACGGGAUUUUUGGUCUUCAGGCGCUCGAUGGUAAGUAAUGAUAUCUAUCUAACAUAAUAGAAUUGGCUAACCAAACUUUUAAGAACUACAAAUAUUUUUAAAGGAUCAAAUUAAUUAGCUUGAGUAAAGGGUCGUCACAUGAGAUACUCACAUUAAGCCUUCGGGCUCCGCAUCAGUGACUUCGAUACUAGUAAGUAAUGAUAGUGAUUACAUAGUGUGGGUCAUCGUUUAAAGACGACAAAGACAGGUUAACGGGUACAAGCUUUAUUAAAACAGCACAGAUUUUCUAUCUUAAUUCAAGAUUUCAGCUGUGAUGUAUACCUGUAAGCUUACAUAAAUUCGUGCCGACAAUGCCGGUUCUAAUCACAGAAAAAUUCAAUUUUGCUAUUAUGGUAAUUAUAGACCACGCAAAUUAAUCACAGUUCAGCUUGCACUUGUCAGAAAUCGCAAAAAUAGUUUUUGAUUCAGAGAUUUUAAUUUAAAUAGGGGAUAACGAGAAGCUCUGAAUAUCGCAUCACCGCAAAAAGUACCGAUAAACACCAUGUCACUGCACAAAAAGUUGACGAAACACCGACACCGCAAAACUUUUUACACCCAAGCAUGAUUUACACUCACAACCGGACACAUAAAUUGCGAAUCCAUACGACAAAAUUGCAUCAACUGUGAAUAAAGCCGAUGUACAGCCAAUAAUCUAGGUCUGUUCAUAUCGGUUCCUCUAUCAAUAUGGUGAUUUCAAGAGCCUUUUUUGAAGUUCGUAACCAUUCUUUAAAAUCCUGAGCUAUUGGCAUAUUCGCGAUUUUUGCCCCCAAAAUUAACCAAAUUUAGGGUCGAGGAGGAUCCUCGAAACAAAAGAUUAAAACAGCGCAAGUGUAUCAAUGUUACACCGUAAAAAAAAUUACGGCAUGAAAAAUGAGUAAUUUCACAACAACGCAAAUCCAAACCUCUUCCGCUUUGAGAUGAAUUUACGACGUUCCGAAUCAGAGUAAGUAUAAACAUGUUUAUUUACGUAUUUCAGUCAGGGUGGGUGAAAGGCAGUUCCCUAUUGCCAUAAGCGGCAUAAGCAGAAGCCCAAACAAAAAGAAGAUUGUAUAAAAGCGGUUGUUUCAUAAAGAGAACGACUCGGAUACAAUUAGAAGUAUAAGAAAAUGAUCUUGUGUGCUUGGGGAGUUAACUAUGUGCUACAAUUUAGCGAAGAAAUGACGACUCUUGUGUUUACACUCCAUUCUCCGCCACUGGCGAAAGGUACUCGUGCUAAUGUCAACAUCAAGGAACCCUACCUCAAUAAAUCAAAUAGAUAGGGUCAAAUGGUCGCUUUCACUUUUUGAUCAAAAUGAGUAUUUUUUUUUUGCAAGGAAUUCUUCAGGACUUACUAACCAAGGUGGAAACCAGUCGUAUUCAAAUACCCAAGAGAACAUUCCAGGUAUUGACACGUCUGCACCACAAAGCGAAGCUUGUUUCCAGUAAAUCACAGCCCUACUUACGAGCCUCGGACCCAGAUUACUACAGGCUCGGUUUCGUAGCUAGGCAUGCUUGGCUGUUCCAGAGAGAGUUCCGGAAUCUCAACACCAGUCUCUCCCAGAUUAAACCACAAGACGUUGAAAAUGGGCAUUUUGACAUACACACUAUGGACCGGUGUAUCUCGGAGUUGAUUGGAGACCAGAUAUCUGGUGCGAAACCUUGUAACAUCACCGACGAAUGCUGGAAUUUCGUUCGAAGUGAGAACACAACAGGCUACAUGACAACUCACCAAGCUCUCUAUUUGAUGGUUGGAGAAAUCAAAGGUAAUUUGAUCCCAUUUUCGGGUUCUUUCCAUUGUCUGACAACAAACAACCACUGUAGUCGACCUCUGCUUGCUGUAAAUUAAUCUACAAAAUUGUGGCAAAACUGACCAUCACUUUCAUCUAUCAAAGAAAACACUUCCGUGACUUUCAACUGACUUGUGACUCUUACUUGACUUUAAUGUUGACUUUUUCUCUAACUAUCACGUUAGUCCACCGCUGUCCAUAACAAUAGACCGUUUCACUUCCAGAGCAUUACUCUCCUAACUGGACGAUCACAGCACCUCGAUCAUAUAGUUUUAGGUUGGUUCCAAGUUAAGGAUCAAUUUAUCAUUUCCCAAAGAACAGUGACCGGCGUAAGUCUAUAAAACCUUCCUGUGGCUUUUUUUCACUUUUUCUUAAAGAUUCAUCCAAAUAUAUAAAGCUCUAGCCAGACAAUUUGGUUCAGGGAUUAGUAGUUUCGCCUUUCUUGGUAAGAAAAAGAAAAUGAUUCGAAUAGCACGAUUACAGAGACACUGGACCAUAACCAAAUAUCAAACACAUGCUUGUAAGAGCAAAUAAAUUUUAACCGCCGACUUUUAUCUUUGCUCAGGUUGUCUACCUAAUAUCACAAAGCUCCUAUCCAGUUCACAGAAAGAAGGAGAAAGGACUAUCGAAAUUAUAUUUGAAACACUUUGUGCAAGCAUCUAUAAACAAAUGAGAUGGAGGGAAAUUGUCUUCCGGAGAGAGCACCAGUCAAAGCAUGCUGAUGAUAAAGAUCUGUACAUGGAACAAUGUUACGUAUGCGGGAUCUUGGGAUACCAUCAACAGUUUCUUUCACUUGAUAGACUUUCAGCUGUUUUAGAUUGGCAGCUCCCUCCUGGUUGCUAUGGUAGCAGUGAAAGUCCCAAAGGCGGACACCGAGGCACAGAAGACAGCAACGUUUAUAGGGAGCAAUGGGACCACGGAGAUCUCAAUGAUGAUGAUUUCAAUGAUGGAUUCGGGUACUAAAGAACUGAAUGCACUUUACAUUACUAAUGACUAGUGACGCAAGCUAACACUUUUUUUUAUCACUCACAUCUCUAUAUCAUCAUCUUCUCUAACGCGAUAUUGUAUAUCAUACCCUUUACUUGUAGCCUAAAUCCGACGAGGGACCUUGAUGAACGAAUAACUAGAGAUCGUUCAAGUGACGGUUUACCAGGUGAGUUUCACAUGUCUUGGUUAUCUCUUCGGGGGCUGUCCAUUUCGUUACUGUCUCCCAUUAACGAACUGCUAACCAAAUAUGUACUAUGUAUUUUAUAUUAAGGUGGAUGUCAGAGGCACAUUACAGGUGUGGCAACAGGUCUACUGGGUGUCUACCUGAAGUGGCUAUUGAUGGAGCCACCUCUCACUCCGGCACAUCAUCAUUAAAGGAACCGAAUAAGUAAUUAACAAAUAGAGAAGCGUUUAAUGUGCUCUGUUCUGUUGUAAAGUACGCAGGAAGCGGCUAGAGCUGUUUACAAAUCUUUGUUUGGUUCCUCUGUUGCUAUUUGCCGGACCACUUGUUCCGAAAUUUCACUUUCAAUUAAUAAACAAAAAAUAAAAAAAUUAGAGAGAAGUCCGGGAAAUGGUCGGACAUAGUACAAUUUGGCGGAUGGCGUGAUAGCUUUUAAGCUCUCUUGCUCUAUGUCCUAUACUCUAAUGGAGCACGCUGUUUCAACCAACGACAGCGCGCGCUAUAUGCGAACUUUAUUAUAAACAGUGAUGGUCACAACUUUUUAAAAAUUCAUGUUUAUUGUACCCAAAACAAAAAAAAACAAGAAGUGAACUUGAAUAAAUAAAAUAAAAUUGAACAUACGGGGUUGCCUGCUUGGUAAACCCUUAGGGGUACAGGAUGAGUUGGUUGUCUUGCCUUUUUCCAGCCUCCAGGUCCCCUCGGUGUCGAGAGAACUGAUCACGGAGACUGAAGUCAGAACGACAUCCUGGUGCAAUCUAGGAAUGUCACCAUCACCAUAUCGAUUCCAAAGCAAUGAAGAAUAUCCAGUUGUCAAAAAAUUCCUGAAUUGUAUGGUUUGUUAAAAUGUGAACCAUUUUUACCCAGAAGUAGCAGUGCAGUCUGAUCGUCCAGGGGAGGGUAGUCCUGAAGGGUCUGUUGUUGUCCGUACCAAUGACUGACUUGUCAAAAACCUGAGUGAGAGUCAUCAACAGAGUUAAGUGAGUAGUUGUGUCUGUCGUGUGUUACGAGUAUGUUUCGCCGAAAAUAAUUUGGCUCGAAGUCAUAGGCUGCAAGAAUCACAUGGCGUAAACAGUGAAAGUUCCCAAGAAGUAGAUUAAAACACUCGAGGACAAACAACCACAAACUAAUCCGGGAACAAUUCUUUUCAGUACUUUUCUCAGCCACGUCCACCUGAGGGGCUCACUCACUUCAUGACGCGUCGGUUGUACUUUAGAUAGAGCGAGUCAAGUAACAUUCAGUCGUAAAUUUCCCGUUCAUUCGAGUUUAUUUAGUUUCAAAAUUUUUCCUUCAAUUGCGGUUUUUACGGCUUUGAUUUCUUUUGAUGAUAGAAAUCGGUGGGAGGCCUCCUCGAUCGGAAGCUCUUAGCUGUCAGUCAUUUCUUAACGAAAAGUUGAUCAGGAAUUUCAGAUAAGGAAUGAAUUUCAAACUUUCCACUAAAUCGCGAAAGCCAUGUUCAUCCAAAUUUAAAUUUCGCUUUUUCAUCGGUUAUUGUCUUAAUAAUAAUAAAUUUUAUACUUAUAACGUGGAUAUACAUCCAUUUACUUAUGCUCAUCAGAUCAUAUGCGCGCAAACAAGCAAACGAAUAUUUCAGAUAAACAUAAAGUGCUUGAAAAAUCCCAACUGGCAGAAGGCAUGAGGAGUUGAAUUCGGGGCGACCGAGAACAAUUCCAAUGAGUUGCAGGGUGAAGAGCUUUGACCCGGGACUACCAAAUUACAAGUCCAGCGCACUUAUCACUCGGCGACGCCGCCUCCAGAUUGGAGGCAUUAAGAAAUCUUGUAUGUUCUUGUGAACGAAAGAUAUUAUCCCUUCUGAUCGAACAUUUUGUGAGUCCUUCCUAACUCUUAGUAAGCUGAUAAUGCGACUUUCUCCACAAAGGAUGGCAGCAGAUAGUCGGUCGUCCGGGAAAACAUGAUAUUCCUUUAGAAGGUAUUUAAGAGCCACUUUUCCAAUUUCAGCGAGGAUAUCUUUCAAAUCUUCAACUUGGUGGUAGUCAGGAGGAAAAUAUUUCCCUUUGUUAUGAUCCAAAACUUACUAGAAAAUCGCUUGAUGCAUAUUCACCCUCAUCACCCGACGGUCCUUCACUUCCUUCGUCUGAUGUACCUUCACUUAACGUUUCUUGAAAAUCUUGAAGGAGCAACUCUCUGCGAUCCCGACCAGCUGCGUCCAAACAGCCGUGUCCAGAUAUUUCUUCGUUCUCCUUUAUACGGUUAUCGCUAUAACUGGUGGCAUUUGGCUGUUCAAUUUCUUCAUCUAUUCCUCCAUCAUACCUUUAACUUCUCUUUAGUAAUUUCGUCAGGGUUAACUUUUAUCUACAUCAACUUCUCGUCAAAAAAUUACAAUGUAAAAAACAUUAAAAAAAAAAAACUACCCUUGUCCUACAAUCAAUUCAUGUCAUUAAUUAUAAACAAAAUUCUCUUACAUAUUUUGCAAAAUGCGCAUGGAAUUAUAUGUAAUUUUGUUUCAUAGUGAUUUGUAAAAUAAUCAAGUCUUGUUCCAGUAGCUGUCUGUACGCCAGUACACCAGUCGAUUGUUUUACUUGUCACAUAAACUAAAAUAUGACCAAUGAUAUGUUGUUUAUUAAAGUGAACCUACACAAACAUGUAGGAGACAUGGCAACAGCAGCAUCAGAGAUCGAGAAUUCAAACAUUUUAAGGAUAAUCUAAAAUAAUGUCUCCAUGUAAGCGAAAGAGAAGGCAAAGAUACAUGUUAUCAACGAAAUUGAAACGUAAUUUUCCUCAGUAGUGCAGUAAGUGUGCUCGCCAAAUACUCUCUUUAUUCCCCCCACUCCCCAAAAAAAAAAUGUCCAAUCAAAUUUACGUACACAGAUACUGAAAGAUAUAACUAUUUGAAUGAAAACCUAUUGAUGUACACAUACGUGACAGCUUUGACUAUUUUUGAAAACAAUCCACAUGUAGACCAAAUGCUCUUUUUGACGCUUAGUCGGAGACACCCUGGUACUAGCUCCAAUCUCCAUACACGAUCAAGUCAGUCGGUGUGACAUAUCAGCCGGUCUGGGCACGAGGAACAAUAUUUACUCAUUCACGCUUGCAUACCUGCAUGUGGUAUAAAUCAUCAUGGAGUGGAACCAGGCUCAAUUUAAUUUAACGGCUAUUGGAUUUUGACUGCAACAGAGUUUAAAUAGUGUUUAGCAAUCACUUUCUGUCAUUUAGGGUUUUUACGAGGAUUUGAAGAGCUUCGGUGGUGCGCGGGUGUGCUGGAUCUGUGUGAGAGGCGAUUGGAAAACUAUGAUCGUUAAUUCAAGUUUUUUGCUGUCAACGAUUUUGUUGAUAUUUUAUUGGGGAUCGGUGCUUCCUUUUGAUCAAAGAAACAAUGCUAUGACGGAAGAAGUCAUCUCUGCUUUAGACAGAGUCCUCGACUUUUAUGAACGAGACUACAAGAGUAUCAAUUUGGAUGGAAUCUUUGGCCUUCGAGUCGCGCAAGGUGAGCUGAACAUCGACCAAAUAAGUGAUAUUUGGGUUGAUUGAUCUUUUUACCAACAAUGAAUGCUUGUCGAUGUAGUUGUGUAUUAACAACGUUUUUUUUAUUUACUGCUGGCUUACACCGAAUUAAAAUAAAUGUAAAAGACCUUUAUGUGAUUCGAAAGUACACUUACAUUUUGACGACGUUCGAUUUCGUCGUGAAAGAUCGCGAAACAAUCUCACAACCCACUCUGUGCGAGUGGAGAGCAUUUAGUGGACAUCUGAAUACCACCUGAGAAUUUGACAAAUAGCGCAGUAUUUCUUUUGUUGUUUAUUUUAGCCUCUCAAUAGCAAUCGAAACGAAAUAACAGAGAUAUACAUGGGUAAAAAAACUCGUUUAGUGAGAUGUAAUAUGUAGCACAUCCGAUUUUUUUCACCUUAAAAAUUUGGUUUUUGGAUAUCGGGAAAAGCAAAGUUUGUUCAGUUGGUAUGGUUUAUUUUUUAGCAUCUAAUAUUACAGCUUUCGUAGAUAACGAAUUGAAAGAGGUUCCUGAAGCUGAGCCAUCACAGAGAGUUGUAUAUUUACUUAGGAUACCGCCUUUUGUUGAUUCUUGAAUAAAUGUCUUAUAUAUGAUACUGCAAAAUGAUAGCCGAAUUCACCCUCACUUUUGUUCUACUUUGAAAAGACUUGAAGGUAAAUUUGAACCCUCUUUUUUUUAUUGUGGGCAAAUGACACAUUACAGUAUCAGGUAUGUUUUCACUGUGUUUCAACAGUGAGCUUUUCUAAGUGAAAUUUUAGCUUGACUUUUUCCAUCACACCUGUUUGUGAAUUUAAACUCCCACAAUCACAAUUUUCUUUAAAACAGCUUCCCACUGUUUAUACCAACUAUUGAUAAUGAUUAUUAUUUCCUCUGGGCCUGAAAAGGAAGUCAAUUUUUGAACAUGGCCUGACCUCUUUCAGGCAUAAAAUAUGGCCUGAACUCAGCAGAGGAUAAUUUGUAUUUUGAUUCUUAUCUUGUAAAUGUAUGCUAAGCAUCAUGAACUGAUGUAUCAAUCUUGUUCACCUUGGUGAUUGAACUGAGUUGAUCAUUAGUUUAAUUAGUUUUAGUUUAUACACCGUAGAGACCAGUUCAAAGCACACGCCAAAUCAAACAUUCUUGCAGGUAUAAUAUGCAAAAGAUUACAAAACCAAGUGGUAAAGACAAUUGCCAAGGCCAAGAUGGAUUAUGUGAGGAAUGAGAUCUCCAAAAAUAUGAAUAAUCCAAGGAAACUCUGGAAAACUCUCAAGAGAACUGUUCCAACUAAAUCUGCACCCUCCAAUCUUUCAUUUGUUGAGCUGGGAGAUAAAAGUGUUUGUGAUCCUACGGAAAUAGCCAACACCUUCAAUAAACAUUUUACUAAUAUCCAACAAAAUGCAGAUACGGUUAUCCCAGUAAUGGAUACUAAACAAACAAAAUCAACAACUCACUGAUUUUGUAGAAAGUCGCAUCAAUAAUUCAACUGUAUUCCACAUCCCACCAAUUAGUUUGAAACAGGUGGUUAAAGAUCUUAAGAACAUUCCUGAUAAUAAAGCCAUAGGAUUUGAUGGAAUCGGAAUUAAACCCUUACAGGUAGCUUUGAAUGCUGUUGCUCCUUCUCUCACCCACAUCUACAAUUAGCACUAUGACCAGCAAAUGAUCAUUUCUUGCAAGUGGCACUAGAAUAUGGAACAACCAAGACAAUGCCACUAGGGGUCUCACUUCCCUUUGUAAAUUUAAAAAUCAACUAUAUAAGAAAUACAUAGAUUGGAACUCCAGAGUUGAUAAUUUCACUACAAGCAGAAAUUUUAAAUUAAUUUUUAAUUUUUAAUUGUAUUUUUACUUCGUAUUUUUGCUAUUUGAAUUUGAAGUUUUAGAGGACCACAAUGAGAACUACUGGUUCUACUAGUAAUUGUGUUAUGCAAUAAAUUCAUUAUUAUUAUUAUUAUUAUUAUUAUUAUUAUUAUCUUACCAUCAUGAUGGUAACUACAACUCUCCUUUAGAAAAGCUAAGCCGUAGCUGUAGAACUUCCAAAACUGGUGGUUAUCAAACACUGUAGGUUGAAAUUUAGAUCCAGUCAAAACCCUUAAUUCUUAGAGCAUCAAUUGGUAGAAAUGUUCAGGAGACAGUGAGGGAUACUGAUAUUAUAAUAGAGAUCUUAGGAAGGAAAGGGGGAAAGGGUGGGAGGUUGGCCAUACUUUGCUGUGUUGCUGGCUGUUAGAAUGUUGCAUCUUGAUGUUGAAAUGUUUUGUUUUUGUUGUUUCUAGGAGCUCUCCUGUCAAUUAUUAAGGAUGUGCAGGAUGGCCAACUAAGAAUUGAGGACAAUGUGCUGAAUCGGGUGAAAGAACUUUACAAUAAAGCAUCUCAAAUUGCUGGCCAUGCUCUGCCAUAUUUGCAACGCGCAGCACCUGAAUACUUUGAGAAAUUUAGGAAACAAGUUGCUGAUCCAUGGUUGAACUUUAAACCAUUCACUGGCAAAGAGCUGAUUAAAAAGGAGUAUAAUCCAGAGAUUAAAAGAACUGCAAUUGACUUUGAUGAGAGUACCAGCGAUGAGUGUAUGAGUGGAUUGACUGGCACCGGAUCUGAUGGUAAUCAACCAUGUCAUAUCUCUGACAAAUGUUGGGAUCUGAUAAGUGCAGAAGGAACACAUGGCUAUGCCUUAACACAUCAAGCUCUGUUUUUUCAGCUAGGGGAAAUUCAAGGUAGGUUUAAAAAGGACAGUGGGAAGAGGAAUUUUAAAUAAAGAAAGUGAAGAAGAUUUAAUUCAGGCAAGGUUACUUUACAGCUUUUACUGGUCAGCACCCUUUAGGACAACCAAAAACAUUGCACAUGACUUUGGGUUUUCUUAGGCCUUCGAGCAGUAGAACAAAGCAAUCUCCACGUCAACUUUGAAAGAAGUUUAGGGGAUUCUUAUCAUUAUUAAUCAAAUUCCUCCCUUUGCACAGUUGCUAAUAACUUGGCUGUUUAUCAGGACAAUAAUUAUUAUCCAGAUAGGUGAAACAAAGUUUUGACUGAAGUUGGAUUUUACAUUUCUAUGGUUGACAAGUAAUUUUUUUUACAGACAACCACAUCCAGUUAACUUUGAUUAACAGUGGUUGUGAAUAGACUGUUUGGGAUGGUGUAUUUGAAUGAAGAAAUCAAUACCACUUACAUCUCUUUUUUUUUGUUUACCUGGUUGCAUCUGGAUGCAAUUCCUUCAUCUCAUCCCUCUUCUUUUCCAAACCAAUGCUCAUGCAGGGCAUGAAAUUAAUUUUUCUUUCUGUUUAGAGAUUCUUAUCAUAAAUUCUUCAAAAGUUUAUACAAUUCAAAAAAAGUUGGUCACCAUUUUCAAAGACAAACAAAAAUUUUUAUCCUGAUCAGGUUGAAAGACCCAAAGUUUUGAGUUGGGGAAAGAUCUUUACAGCUCUCAAAGUGGACACCAGGAGGGAUUUUGUUCAACUCUCAAGCUCACCUAAAUUCAAGAUACACAGUUAUCUCGAGAUGCAUGUGCUGCGUUUUGGAAACAAACUUAAUGAGGAAGUUUGGUUGAUUUAUCUAUGCACUCCUUUUUAAUUCAUGAUAUCUCUUAGUAAGGUUAUGAUGAAACAUACCACUUACAAUUUGACAGCUUUUUUCAUUAUUUGCUGCAUCUGGGAAAAAUUUGGCACAUUAUGAACCUGUAUUAGACCCAAACCUUAUGCUCAUGUACUGUUUAAGAUGAGUGUCAUCAUUCAAAAGAUGUUACACUUUACCUCUAUUUCAACUGCCUUGAAAUUAUUUCUUAGUUAGUGGCAGAAUGACAUUACUGAGUAGACUGUCUCUAAUUGCAGGUUGUACACCAGUAUUACUAAAACGUCUGGAACAAUCCAACAUAAAAGGAGGGCUAGAGGGAAUUUACAAUCGAAUCUGUUCUGACAUGUACCCUGAGAUGCUGGCAAUAGAGCAGAAAAGAACAUUGGAUGAGAAUAAUUAUCAUAGGGACUUGUUCAUGGAGCAAGCCAUGGUGUGCAGUUCCAUGGGUUAUGGUGACUUUCUGUCUGCUGAACGGCUCAAGAAGAUUCUGAGUUGGCAGAGGGGAGAUGGGUGUUUUGGUCAGAUGACACAUGGAAAAGAUGAGGAUGAAACUAAACAGUUUUCAGAUGUUGAAUUAAAUCAACAAACAAAUUCCCAAAGUGACUUUGAGGGGUAUACUGACAUGAAGGGUGGUUCAGAGAGGAGUAAUCUAUCUCCAUUUGGGAAUUUCAAGAAGAGUCUUGAGGAUAAGUACUCACAGUUGCGAAGGUAAUUUACUGUAGAUGCAUUGUUGAAACCACUUAUGUAAGAGAAUGAAUAAGCUAUGCAUAAGCUAGAUAGAUAAUUUAGAUAGAUAGAUAGAUAGUUUUAUUGACUAAAAACAUAGCAGCCAUCGGCUGAAUUACGUCAAGCUUACAAGUACUAAUAUUAUAAAGCUAUGCAUACUAAUACUGUAUAUAUAAGCCAUGCAUAAGUCCUCCACUAGUAGUUGUGAAGGGCUAGGCAGGAAUGCUGGCAACAGUCAAGAUAAAAACAAUGUUAGUUACAAUUAAUGCUGAGAAAUCUCUGACACUUUUAACAACACCUUCAGCUGGUGAAAAUAAUGACAUUUUCUUUGUCAAUAGGGGCCUCUUCAUAGAGCUUAUAAAUUAACUGCUGUAAAACAAAAAUCACCUUUUGUGGAACAAACCAAUUUAAGUUCAGUCUCUAGUGACUUAAUAACCUACAAUCAUUAACUUUGGUUUCUUUUCAGAAAGCCUUUAAGUAUGAGGACAAUGCGGUCAUUGUUGGUAGAGAAGGAACUUCAAGGUAACUUUAGUAUUGCUGAAGGAUGGAUUCAAAUUGGAAUCCAAUUUUUCCAUUUUCAUCAUUAACAGCAAAAUGGUCUCAAAAUAUGACAUGGAAUUGAAAGUACACAAUAUUUACAUCCUUUACAACUCAGUAACUGUGAAAAAAUUUAUGACAUCUGUUUGAAUAGUGUACAUGUCAAUAAAAAUUCUUUCACACUAUAAUUUCUUUGAUGAAUGAAUUAACCCUUUAACUCUCAGAUCAAAUUUGUAAUUCUCCUUACUGUCAAUCAUACAAUUCUUAUAAUGUCUAUUUAGAGAAUUUAGUGUUGAAUCAACUAAUUGUCCCCAACUUGAUAUUUUUCUUUUUUAUAUCACUUAUCUGGUUGAUAUUCGAUUGAUAUUGCAAGGAGAAAUUCUGUCUUGGUCACUCAUGGGAGUUAAAGUGUAAAGGGAUUCUAUUAAAUCAUCUUCAGAUUUUAUUAUUUUUAUUUAUGGUUAUAACUGUCUCUAGAGAGGAUGAAAUGGGAAUAUAUUCCUCUUAAGUUCUUAUCUGGUUGUUUCAAUACUAGUUUGUUAUCUCUGCAGAUGGGUGUUUUUCACAUGUCACUGGUGUUGCUGUAGGCUUAUUGGGAGUGUACUUGCGCUGGCUGUUGUACUCUCAACAAAAACCAUUCCAGAGUAAUGUUGGUUUGGAGACUAAAGGAUCAUUUAAAAAUUCUUUUCCAAACAAAAACAGAGAGGUGUACAUUAGUGAUAACUUAAUUGAUGUUAUUGCACUGAAAGAGGAGCAAUUGCAAAAGCGUCAAAAAUUGAAACAGGAUCAUAGGCAAUCUGCCCAUCUCAUGCAAAGACGUAAGGCUGCUAUGCUAGAUAAAAAUGAAUUACACUUUGUGCAGAACAUGGAUGAGAGGGUAGGAACUGGUUUUUUAAAUGGGAGAAUGUUUGUAUUUGCGGGUAUUUUGUUUAUUGUAGCACUAAUACUAGUCAAGGGUGUCAAAAAGAUGCCAAAUCUGCUCAAAGUCUUUUCACAUAUUCCAAAGAAAAGUGCACAUGUUAUUUAAGUUCUAGAAUAUGCAGAAAUUACUGUGAACCAAUUUCACAUGCAAGAUGUAAGCAGUUAGUAGUGAGAUAUUUUGAAUGUGAACCAUUUCCUUCUUUAUGGCAAGCACCCUUAAGGACAGGACUUGUCAAAAUGUUACAAAAGUUGAAAACUUUCAACACUAUGUUCACAAUUGCUCCCAAAAAGGUGGGGGUCCACUUUGAGUAUUAAGAAAAAAAAAAUUAAAUGUUCUAAUGGUUUUCUCUAUCAUCCACUUGGCUAAAGUAGAUUACACUGUACAUGCAAAGUACAAACAGGCCAUGUUAUUACUACCACACUGUUAAAAAUAUGACAAUCUCUUUGAAGUGCAACUUUCUUAUGCCCCAAAUGAAUUAAAAAUCCAGUUAUUAUAUGCCUAUUUGAAAUUAUAUUCAUCUUACAUUCAUGUGAUAUCACAACAAAACCUCAAAGGCCCUUGGACAUGUCUAUUUUGACACAUAAAGGUUAGUCUGUGUGGUGUUCUCAUAGCAUAUCAUUCUUUCAUUGGGUAGUAAACGACAACUGCAUUUUGUUAAAGAAGAGUUAAAUUUUUCUAUGAUGGGAAGAAAAGUGUUAGAAGUCUUAGAUAUAAUAUUAAAAAUUCCAUUAUGGUUCAUCUUUGUCUUUGUAUUGAUUACCAUCUUUGGUCACCCUUCCUACAUAUAAUUGCCAGGUUUACAGUGUUGGGCAAGUUUUUUUUUGCGGUAAAAGGUUUGGAAGCAACAAAUUAUGACCUAAAAUCUAAAACAAAAGAAUUGUUGCAGGAUCUCACUUUACCAUUACACUUGCCUAGGAAAAUAAUGAAAUAUAUGGUUGUCUCAUAAUCUAUUAAAUCAUCCUAUGGGAGUGGGAGGGGUCUAAAUUUUGCCAACUCAUUUAGCUGUGUCAGAGUAGACAGUUACUUAAUUUCAGGGAUGGACCUUUCUAAAUUUUUAAGGCGUUGCAAUCCCCUGGGACCUUUCACCCCCUUCCCCUCUGUUUACGAAUAAUGAUGCUAACAGUGAUAAUGAUAAUGAUAAUAACAAUAUUGGUAAUAAAAGAAUCAAUAAUUAUUCCGAAGAAUGAUUUAAAAAGUGAAGUUUAAGCAAGGAAAUGUUACCAAUCCUUAACGUGCUCAAGAACGAAACAGACCAUUUCCAUAUUUUAUUCGAUACAUAAUGAUGUGUGUAAGUAUUUAGUGAGUGUAAGCAACUGGAAUCGGUGUCAUUCUACAAUAUUGCCGUUGGUUUCCUUAUUUGAACGUAGGGUGCGGGAAUAUAACCACAGCCCAAUAGCAUAAUUUGUCCGCUAAAGACAAUUUUGGGGUUUAAGACACUUUCAAUGUGUCGCGUUAGAUGUUAUCGCGUAACUCUGUCGACUGUUUUCGGGGUUUCUUCUGUCUCUCGAUCUGGUGGUAGAAACUUCAUACAAUAAGUGUUUCUGCCAGGAGAGAAUUGUGCCAACGGCUGUUUCUGGGAAACACAAUUAGAUCUCUUGUCUAAUCCCAGUUAGAAACGGAAAACUGGAAGAUGUAAUUGGGGUCGAAUCUCUCAAUAACUAAUCUUAAUACAGGCACCACCAUCACGUUUUACAUGAGAAGGGGUUUUUCCCCGACAAGAUUUGUCUUCCCGUUCAGUUUUCAUUUCCAUUCCUUCUCAAAGCCCUCAAGGCCGAACUGCAGGUUGAUAUUGGCCCAUAAGAAGUUUUAGAUGCUUCAGCGUAAAUUCGCCAACUUUGAUCGAGCUUUUCGUCUUGCUGUCACAGGUCGUGGCCAUGCAUGGCUGUACGUGCUCCGGCCCUUUCAGUUUUGAGAGGGUGGAUUCACCUCCGGCGAAUGUGAAAUAAGCCACGUUCGCGAAGUUGCGUACACAAAUGGUACUGAAGUUGCACAGCUGGUUGAAGCAAUUGCAAUCAAGAGCCUGUAUGACGUCACGUCAAAAGCUUUUUUGUUCCAUCCAAAUUUCCAUUUCAGUCUUAUCACUCAUUUCAGAGGGAAAGACCUAAAAGUUAUCAAAAUUGCCUUCAGAGCUCUAAUCUUCGCCAGCGAAAUUUUCAAAGACCCAUUUUAUGUAUUAUGACGUCCUUCAGGAUCCUCAGCAGACUUUCAGUUUUUAUUACCUAUUGAUGUAGGUACCCGGCUAAAUAAUAAUUUAGUUUUCGCCUUCCAACAACAGAUUUAGCUCGCUGUUGUAAACUGACACUUUAAUACGGAAAAUGGCGGUCGACCAAGGUGAUUGGAAGCGCCAAAAACGGUUCUUGAACUUUCGCACUGUCACUGUCUUGCGCGGUGUAUCGCUAUACUUCAAAAGUCCAUAACUGUACUGAUGUUGCGUCAAGACCAUUUUUGACCUUAUAAUAUCAACAAGAACACUUGUCUGUCUAUCACGGAUAAAUUGAUCCGUUUCAAUAAACGUGGGGAUGUUCUUGUACUGAAGUAAUUGUGGGGUAUCCAGGAUAUUGCGCUUAUGUCAUCAGGGAAAAUACAAGAAUAAGAAACAACUGCCACCUAUUUAGUUAAAAAUUGGAAAACUUUUACCUUACAUGAUAGGCUGUAGAAAACACAGUGCACAUUUAGCAUAUCACGGUUCUCGUGUGACAAACACGCGUAAAUCACAUGUGAUCAUUGGCGGGCAAAUGAAUAAUUCCCGUGUAUACCUUAUACGUAUAAUUUUAACGAUUAGUUCAUUUUUGAAAUUAAGUCAAAUCGAAAAAAAGAUUUGCUGAGGCUAGAAAAAUACAAUUUUUUUUUGCAAAGCAGGGAAAUUCUUACGCCCUCUCGCAACCCCUAGAAAUACCUGCCAAAACAUGUCCUAAAUGGAACAGGGGUUGAUGCGUUUUCAAUCGAAUCUCUCUAUACUUUUUGUUAAAUAUUGGCUAAAAAUAACUGCUCGUGACAACGGGAACUCGAGGAAAAAAAACCUACAAAGCAAACAUAUUCGAGAAGCUCAUUUACGAUAGUGUAUUGCGAUUGACGCGAUAUUUUAACGUCAACAAAGAGCAAUUACAUUUCCCAAUGCGAAAGUCCGUUUUUUCGGGGAAUCCCCUAAUUAAAAAUUCAUUGUUUGUACCCACAUCAGCUGACACCUCUGCAUUCCUUCACGACUCUCGCUGUCGCCCAGGGUGCCCCGGUGGAGUCCCUAAAUUCCCCGAGCUGAAGCGUUUUGAUUGGUGAAAAGAUUACAAGCUCGCUAGAUCAUUGGUCAAUUUUAGGACACGUGACUGAAAAGGGAAAUUUCCCUUCUCUGAGUAGCAAGCGUAUAUACCUGACCAUCCGCCAUUACUAAGCAUCUUCGAUCACGGGGACUGUGAGAGUGUGUGUAGAAUUUAAUAGUUCAGUUUGUUUGUAUUAAUUUCGUUUCUUAGAGAACCGUAAACUUUUUACUUAUCGUAAGAAAUCUGUGUUCACUGUGAUGGAUUCAACUACAAGUGGGCAACGAAAGCUGACUCCUCGCGGAGCGAUGCCAACCGCUCUGGUACGACAGAAAAUGUUAGCAGUUCCUCAUGCAGAUGGAAAGGUUGUAAGCGCCAACAAUCAGUGUGACUCUGGAUUUGGUGACGACGAAGAAUUACGCUCUCGAAGCAUAGAAAGAAACAAUGAAUUCACCAGCUUGCGCAGUGUAGAGGAGAGGACCGAAAAUUUGUCGAUCGAGGACCCUGAUACUGAUAAGCGACACCCUUCCUUGGAAUCACAAGAUUCAUCGCUUCUGAAAAACGAAGAACUUUAUCUAAACUAUGCUCACACUAAUGACGUGAGGUAUCUAUUAGCCCAGGACCAUGUUAGAAAGCAGUUAUAUCUUCAAGACGACGAUGGUGACACGUAAGUUUCCAAACGAAUCAUCGUUCUUCUCUAAAUAUUCGUUCUGUGCAAACUCAGGAUUUCGUACGUGUAGCCGAGGUGCAUAUCCAAUGACCUUUGCCUUCAGAUAAAAUGCUUUGCUUUCUCCUCGAUCUGUAAAUAGCUGAAUAUCGAAACAGGUAGUGUCGUCGUUUUUUUUCUCUUUUUUCUUUCACCCUUUACCGACUUGUACGAAGGAGAAGAUAUUUUGAAUUAAAGUCGAUCAAAUUUCCUCCUUCGUGAAGCAAGACAUAAACUGUUCCCUCUACGAUUCCAGGCGUGGAGAGGUAUUCGAUUUCACUUGAAACAGCCAAACUAAAAACUGACUUUUUCUGGAAAUUGUAUAGAAAUUACGCUUUUUUAUAAACUAGCGUCAGGAGCAACGGUUUACUUCAACACUUAUGUUUUCGUUUUAAAAAUAUCGUCAUCCACCAAUCUCACAAAUGUUCCUUUCCCCGAAAUGAUGGAGUUGAGUAACAAUAUGAAAUUCUUAACAUACAUCAUGUUCAUUUUCUUUUUAUACUUUCAGAGCUCUUCAUUUGUCGAUUAUAAAUAUGAAACCAAUGGAAACAGAUGCGAUAAUCUCAGUUGCGCCGUGUAGAGAAUGCCUCGACAUUUACAACGAUCUGAAACAGGUAAACAAAACAAAACCACUUCAUGUUUGGCAUAUUUCCUCUAGACUAACUCAGAGUUUGAUAAGCGUUCUCUCGGAAAAUCAGCCGUAAGACACUGUAAUAAUCUUUUUAUUCUUUAUAAAAGAAAUUUGUGUGAUAUUUAUGAAACAUUUUCUGUCGUAGACGCCUCUUCACCUAGCGACAAUCACCCGACAGCCCGCCGCAAUCCGCAGACUUCUGGAAGUCGGAGCUUCGCCAAACAUUCCCGAUCGCAAUGGUAGAACGGCUUUACAUUUAGCUUGUGAUCAAGGAGACAUUGACUGCGUAAAGGAGAUUUUAAGACCUCUGCACGACAAACGAUGGGGUGACGAAAUGAAAGAGAAAGUAUAUAACAUGCUUCACGAGCGAGACUACGAAGGUAAGUUCACAAUAUUGAUCGUCCAUUUCUGUCGAGCCUUAUUUGGUGCUCUCGUCUGAAAUUAUACAUGAAAGCUCUACUUGCCCUUCGCCCACGUUUUGGUUUCUGUUGAUGACCUCAAUUGCAUGGGGGCUUCCCUUGUUGUUGAAAGGGAAAGUGAAAUGUGCUGUGGAAGCACAACCGGUACAUUGUGUUAGCGGGGGUUUCCCAUACAGGUCGGAAAGGGAAAUAUGCAAGUAAGAAGUUUCGUUUUGGCAUUUUUUUUUCCUUUGUUCACAUUAAACUUGUCAAAUUGCCAGGGUUACUCCUACUUAAGUUGUCAGUUCAUCUUGAUAGAGAUUUGAUCAGAAGAAACUUAAACUCAAGAUAAGCAAUGGCGUAUUUUCGUGUUACUAAUACUUGUAAUUUUUUCCCCUAGGUUUUGCCGCUUUACACAAGGCUGUAUUUGUAAGCAGUGUACAAAUUGCCACUUAUCUGGUGUCUCUUGGGGCUAAUGUUAACAUUCAGGUAGGUUACGUUUACAUUAAUUUUUGUGUUUUAUUUUUAAAUGCACAAGAACAGUGAUGGUGCAGGACUCCCACAAGUUGGCUUAUUUUGCCUUCCUGUUGGCUCCUGUCCUUACAAUAAAGCUUGCUGUAAGGAUUUUUAUCACACUGCACUAGAACACAAAUCUAAAUGUGAGAGCAAAUUUUGAUAGGAGUCAUGACCUAGAGCAGAUGCACUGAGGAACUAGAAAAUUAAAAAGGAUCAAUGUUUUAGUCUAAAUUUUUUUUCAACAUCUUUCUUUGCAGGAUGCUAAAAGUGGACGUUCCCCACUUCAUCAUGCAGUUGAGGCUGGUAACUUGUCCAUGAUCAACUGCCUUUUGUACCAGUGCAGUGCAGACCCAGAUGCCAUGACAUUUGGUGAAGUGACACCUCUUCAUAUUGCUGCAGGACGGGGAAUGGAAGCUGUGGUAGCUCUGUUACUUGCUGCCGGUUCUGAUCCAAGCCUAACAAACUAUGAGGGUGAAUCACCUCUUAAUAUUGCUGCCUCUAAACAGGUGAUUACUAGUGGAGCCCUUAUGUUGAAAUCUCUCAGGUGAAGAAUGUUGCAUGGUAGGAACCUGUUUAAUUUAAACACGUAGAGCUGUUUGAAAAAAGGGCCAGCGUGCUUGUUUUCUAAAUUCAAAAGGAACUUCUUUGGCUCCCUUGUUUAAAUGAGAAGUCAGCAUGGAUGUCAAUGAUGCUUUCACUUUUUUCAUUGUUGUUGAACCUUUAAAAAUUUUCUUUCCCUUCUCCCAUCGGUCCCAUUAUUUCAUUUUGUCCUCAGAGGAAUUAUAUUUGUGAAUCAGUACUUUAAAAUAACUAAGUGAAGUGAAUUCCAAUCUAAUGAUUCCUUGGUAUUCUUCUGUUUUUCUUUUCCAGAUUCAUGACAUGGUGAAGUCUACCUUCUAAGCCUAAAAUAGAGUUACAGACAAGAAUGGAAGGAGUGGAUUUCAAACCCCCUGAAUAUUUUAAAAAACCCACACAAUGGCAGGCUGGUAACUUCCAAAACAAGCCUGUGCAAUUGACACUAUCAUACCUUAUAAAUUUACAUAGCAUUACAAAAGCAAGAUUUUUCUAGAGCCUUGAGGCUACUUCCUAUAUCAAAUCACAGACAUUUUACUGCAUGAAACUGCAUGCUUUAUUGCUAUUAUUGAAAAAAAAAAUUUUUUUUGUUGUUGCUGUCUUGUCUGAACCAAAUAGAUAAAAGUGAUUUUUACAUAGUUGCUAACAAAUCAAGAACAUAAAUUUGAACUGGUCUAUGUGUGCAAUUACAGUUCCUUGUGAGACUUGAUGCCAAGAUAUCUUAGAUCAAAUAAAAUUCAGUUUUAGAAUAGUACGUCUCUUCCAUUUAUAAAGUAUACCAUUAGAAUAAAUAGGAUAAAUACUGACCCCAAAGAAAGUUCUAUUGUUUAUCAAUGGUAACAUUCUAGGGGUAAGUAAAGCACAGUUUUCAUUCUUUGACACAACACAAGGCAGUUUUCAUAAGUAGCUGGCAGCCAGUGACGCUAAAUGCUUUGCAAAAGCUAUUCUGUUUGGAAAGUGUCCUGAUUCUGUUCCCUUUCACCCCUAAGAUCUUGAUAUCAACUCUCUUUACUGCCAACAAUAAUCCUCUUCUAUUUUUGCCAUGGGAAUUAAGGGUCAUUUAACAUAACAAUAUCCCUUGGUUGAUAUUUCUUAUUAUUGAAAUCAACCCUGUGCUCUACAAUGUCAAAAUAUUGAAAGAAGAAAUUUCUUACCAGUCACUUAUGAGGUGAAAUGUUAAGUAAGAGUUGACAUAAUCAGCCACUACUGCAAUGAAAGCAUCUAAAAUUUCACAUUUCAAUAUAUUUCCAUAGCAUCCAUCAUGAACAUAACAUACUCAUUGGGCCUUUGAAUGACUUCAUGAGUUACUUACUAUUACAAGCAUACAUGGGAAGGGUACUCAUGUAUGGCUCUCCUUUCCAGCCCAAAGCAGGUCUUAGAUAAUCUUUAAUGAAUUUACUUCAACAUGGUUAUGACCAUAUUUUAAACAUGAUAUUGUUUAAUAGGUAGCUACAAAUACUGUCAUCUUAGCAAUGUUGUAAAGAAUUCAAAUAAUAAAAUAAAAGAAAGAAAGUGAGAUUUGUUUCUAGGUAUUUACUGAUUUCCUUAUGAUGCGGUCUAUAAAAGAGUAGAUGUUUCCAACCCACUCCACUCAGGGCUAGGCUACGUAUUUUCAGUUCUCUCUUUCCUAAGUAAAGAUAAGAUUGAAACCCUUAAACCGCGAGUUUAACCUCAACCAACUUCGUUUCCAGGGACCCCUUUCUUCCUCCCUCAAGGGACGAAGACCCAAGGAGCUAAGUUGUUGAAUGAACAAGGUGUCAAUUCAGUGUAACAUACACGCACCGACUAUUGACCGUGGGCUCAUAUUGGCUGAUGUAACAGGAAGAGGAUUAUGGAAAUAUUCCAAGAAAUUCAUUUAUAAACACCAAUAGUAUAUGUUGCUUAAAUUUCUUGUAAAGAGAGGAAAGCUUGGUAAAUUUCCUACAAACUUUAGGUGUAUAAGGUACAUAUCAUUAAGCAUGGCGGCUUCAAACGACGAAAGUAAUAAAGAAAACGUAGCGGAUGGAGAGACAGAACAAAUCGUGACCAUGGAGAAGGUCGUUGCAGCGGAUAACAAGGGAAUCGACUAUGACAAGCUGAUCAGUUAGUUUAUCUUCCCUCAUUUAUUUAUAUUUAUAUAUUCAAAUUUUUUAUGGUGUUAUUUCUUCCGUUUAAUUAUUCCAAGAAAACGGCGUGCGAGCCUCGAUCGAUGAUCAGCUGAAAAAUUCAGUCACGUGGCUUCUGUGGUUUUAUUGUCUAGCUGACUUAAGAAUAUUCGUCUGGCAUUAGUUGAAAGAUAGUUAACAAGGAUAAAUACGAUAUUCUUCCUUUCAGCAUGCAUAACAAUAGCCACACCAGGCUAGUAAGACAUGAUGGACUUCCUCAGUAAAUUCUUUUUUUUUUGGACAUCGGUGGUACUUAUAAUACUCACCCAAAACAUACCCAAGUAUACUAUUGAGGCAGGACCAGUGCUGUAUACCUUAUUAUUAUUCUCUUAUCUGCUAGCCAAAAGGGUUUUGAUUUUGUACAUAAUCAAACACCAGUAAUUUUUUUUUGAGACGUUUUGUAGGAGGAAGACAAAAACGCUUUCAUUAGCCACAAGAGUUAAUUGUUUCUAAAGGAAGUAUCAAUUUGAAAGUUCUUCUUUUGUAAGUUCUUUCUAAAACAAGGCCUUUAUUUGGAGACUGGUGGUAAUUAUAAUAAUUACCCACCCAAACAUACCCAAGUAUGCUAUUGAGGCAGUACCAGUACUUUACACCUCAACACCCACAGCAAGAAGGCUUAGUUUCCCUUUCUUUGUUAAAAGGAUGAAACUUUGUUAGUCCAACAAGUAAUUUUAUGAUCCACAGGGCAGUUUGGUUGCUCCAAAUUGGAAGACAAACACAAGGAAAGGAUAGAGAAACUAACUGGAAAAGCACCACAUCAUUUGUUAAGAAGGGGUGUCUUCUUCUCACACAGGUAAAGAGGGACUAGUUAUCACUAUAAGGCUUUAUAUUCAAAGUAAAUAAGUAAACGUAAUUAAUCAGGAGAUCCUUUUUUUGACUGUGUUGGUUGUAAGGGUUGUCAUAUUAUGGUGUCCUCCAUGGCCUUUAAACAAGGCGUUCAUUUAAUGGUCAUUGUUAACUGUAAUAGUGCUGAGUGCCCUUUACUCAGGUUUAAUCUUAGGUUAGUCUGAAAGGGUUUUACCAAUGAAACAAAGUUAAUGGACUGUAGACCUUGAUACCCAACACUGGUGCACUGUCUACCUUUCAGAAACUUUAACCUCAACACUUAUUAAAACCCUUUGUUAAUAAGAAAAGUUAUAUUUUAACAAUAGUGCUAUAUGUAGCUUUGAUCUCUUACGUUCUAGAAAGUCACAUGACUGUAUUUUGUAGUACCCAAAUUAUUGUAAUUUCCAGCCUACAAAGGGAAAGGGACCUUUGAUUCCUUCAUAAAAUGUUAUCAGCUUAUUUUGGUAGUCAUGAUUUAAUAGCUUCAAGCCCUGAAUUGUUUGUAAUGAAGGAAUGUUACAAAUUGUUAAUUAUUACCUUAAAUGUUUCAAGGGAUCUUGACUAUGUCCUGGAUAUGUAUGAAAAGGGAAAGCCUUUUUACUUAUAUACUGGAAGAGGUCCAUCCUCAGAAGCCAUGCACAUGGGACAUCUGAUUCCCUUUAUCUUCACAAAGUAAGUCACUGUGGAUAAUUCAAUCAAACUGAAGAGGUGGCAGAGUGACUUUUAAGGAAACCUGUUUUAUAGGGGUAUACAAGACAGUUUGGAAGGAAAAUUUUCGAGAAGCAACUCAGGGCCUUUUCCAUGCAUUCCCUCUGAUGUUUUUAAAUCUAUGUCUGAUGUGCUACAAACAUUUACAUAGUUACAGGAACCAGUUUCAUUGAAACAUGAAAUGUUAAACAGCUUUUGUAAGCCUGAAAUGUAGUUUUACUCAAAGAUUUGGAUCUGAUACUUUUUCAAUUUUGUCAUCUGGCUCUACACCAGCUGAGAAACAAAGAACCCAUUAGUGAGACAAGUAAAGUAUAUCUAUGAAAAUUUUACAGCAAACAAAGUAAGAAGAAGAACUAGAUGUGCACAUGUGUUGAAAAACUUCACAUUUUGCUUAGUUUCUCCACGGUUAUGUCAACAAUCAAGGUAAAAAGUGUAACAGAGAUUUUACUUCUAAUUCAGGUAUCUUCAAGAUGUCUUCAAUGUGCCACUGGUAAUUCAACUAACAGAUGAUGAAAAGUUUUUUCUCAAGGACUUAGAGUGCGAAGAAACACACAGACUGGCUUAUGAAAAUGCCAAAGAUAUCAUAGCUGUUGGCUUUGAUGUGAAGAAGACCUUUAUCUUCUCAGAUAUUGAUUACAUAGGGUAAGAAAUAAACUAAUUAUAAACCCGUUUCUUCAAUUAAUGAUUAUGAGUGAGCAAAAAAAUUGCUUAAUUUAUGAAAAUUCACAAUACUAUUAGUAAUCCCAAGCUAGGAAUACAUGUCAAAAUGUAUUUAUGGGAAAAUUAGUGUAAUUAUAGUUAUUACUGAACUGUUAGAAUUUGUGAGGAUUCUUUUGAAGGGUGUAUGUGAAAAAUUACUUCUCUUAUCAACUUUUAGGAGCAGCUCUGAGUUUUACAAAAACAUCAUCAAAAUACAAAGGUGUGUAACUUACAACCAAGUUAAAGCAAUCUUUGGAUUUGAUGAGAGUUCUUGUAUAGGUAUGUAUCAGAGUACCUCUUUUCCAUUUUUCAGCAUUAUUUUCUAGAUAAUAACUUAAUAGCUUUUGGUGUUUUAAUAAGUGUUUCAUUUAGCUUUCCUCACUUUUAAUCAAUCUUUCAUGAAACAUUUUGUUUCCAUGUGGCAAUAUAUAUAGAUGUUUGAAUUUUGUUUGUGGGUUGAACUUUUGUUUUCCAGGCUCAUUUUAGUUUAAACUGAGCGACAGGUAUUUAGAUGCAGAUGUAUUUGUCUUUAUUUCAGGUAAAAUAGCUUUUCCUGCCAUACAAGCAGCCCCAUCAUUUAGCCACUCUUUUCCUCACACAUUUGGAAGCAGAAAAGAUAUCCCAUGUCUUAUUCCUUGUGCAAUUGACCAGGUAAGACUUGCAGGAAGGGAAUCAAGACCUUCUUCUUAAACAGAGGGCGUGUGGUGUUAUGUAAAUGCAUUGUAUAUCCUCUCAUUACGAAGCAUUUGCAGUGUAUUUUUCAGUGGGAGAGGGAAGGAAAUAUAGAUUGUCUCGGAGGAUACCAGGUAGAAGCAACACUUUUUCUCCGAGAUGGAUACCACACAUAUCUGGCUGUUUUAUUACUGGACAAAUCUUUUCUUUUAUCGUAUGCAUCUGAUUAAACCUCACCAUAAUUAUGGAGGUGAUGGGCAGGGAAGGUGGUUGUAUUUGCCCAAUGCUUGGUGCAUGAGCCCAGGAAUUAAUGCGUUCAGAAUAGCAGUUCCUAUCAGCCAACCCAAUCUCCUUUUCAUAGUUUCUAGAUUGAAAUUAAUUCACUUUGAUCAGCGUCUCUAGAGAAUUGCAUGAACCAUCCUUAGUGAUACACAUACAUUCUAACGAUGUGCAGUUCUAAGGGGGAAAAUUCCUAACUACAAUCUCCUUCUAUUUGGUACAUGUACAUAUAGUCGUGUGUAACGUGAAGUAAUACAAUUCACCUAUUCUUUACUGAAUGUUAUUUGUGUGUUUUGUUUUCUUCCUAAUGGGUAGGAUCCUUACUUCAGGAUGACUCGGGAUGUUGCUCCACGACUUGGUUGUCCAAAACCAUCUCUGAUAUUUUCCACAUUCUUUCCUGCUCUGCAAGGUGCAAAAACAAAAAUGAGCUCCAGUGAUCCAACCUCUUCCAUCUUUCUCACUGAUUCCCCAGCUCAGAUUAAAAAGAAGGUAUGGUUGUUUUUUACAGAAGUGGUGCUGAUUUUUAUUACACAGGGUGUGUUUAACUUAUCACUUUUGCCAAGUAUAGACAGGUGUUGAACUCAGUCAGGAUUGCAUGAGUCAAAUAAUUUCAAUUGAUUCAUUUGAGCUCAGUACUCAAUCGGGUCUGUCAGUCAUUUCUCAAUAAAUUGUUUGCUGAAAAAUCUAAAGUUAAGUAACCUACCUCUGGAGAGGAAUUUCCAUUUGGUAAUUUUCCAAGAAACAUUGGACACAGAGCAAGUUCUAUAAUUUGUAUCUCUUCAUCUCCUAUUCACAAAGGGGUCUUUCUUGAGAAGAUCAUUAUAUGUAGUUGUCAAAUGGUGAUAAUGAAGUUUAUUGUAUUAAGUGCCUUACUAGGAUCAGAAAACAAAAGUUCUUAAGUACAUCUAGUGCAUUACUGUUUUUGUCAUCUAGGUUAACAAGUAUGCAUUCUCUGGUGGUCGUGAUACUGUGGAAGAUCACAGGAAAUAUGGUGGAGAUAUAACAGUAGAUAUUGCUUAUCAGUAUCUCACAUUCUUCCUUGAGGAUGAUGAAAAACUUGCUCAAAUAAAAGAGGUAAAUGUGCCAAGACCACGAUGCUUUAGAAGUUAUGUCAGCGUUUAAGGAAAUCGGGACUAGGACUUAUUUUGUUUUUCUUCUUGCCACUGUUCUUUUGAAAAUUUUUGUAAAUGACUUAGUAGUAUACUAACCCCAUUGGCUACUUGUUAUUAAAUCAGGAUUAUUCUACUGGAAAGAUGUUGUCAGGAGAAAUCAAGAAGGAACUCAUCUCAGUUUUACAGCCCUUGGUGGCAGCACACCAAGAGAGAAAGAAGCUAGUCACAGAUGAAGUUGUUAGAGAAUUUAUGACUCCAAGGAAGUUAGAAUUUACAGGAUUUAACUCCUGAGCACAGAUAAAACCAAGCAAUGAACAUUUUCCUAAAACUGCUUUAUGUAUGAUGUUACAAGUGUGGUAAAAAGAUUUUUGAAUGCAUGUGAACUUAGAUUUCCUUUGACACAAUAAGAAUGUUAACUAUAGAAAGGAGGCAGUAAAUAUAUCAGCAACAAUGAGUUAAGUCAGUUACCAGUACUUAAUUUAUUUCAGACUCUAACUGUUAAGGAAUGUAUGCAAGGUCAUGCAUGCCUUAAGUUCUUAGUGGUAAUAUAUUUAGUCACCAUGACUGAUUAUAAACAUGAGUUCAAUUGGGGGACUGGGGAUAUACAGUGUAAAGGAUAAAAUCAGUUGUACAUUGGUGAUUUCACCAUUGUCUUAGGUGAUAAACUCCCAACUGCCCCAGCCUUUCUCCCACUGUGCUUUCCAAAUACCUGUUUCAGGCAGACAUCCCCAAAGGAGCAGCUUCAGCCAUUAGGAGCAAGGUUCGGUUGUGGAAUAACAUUAACUUUACACUCAAUUUGUGGCCCAAGAAUAAAGCCUUUCGUCAAUGAAGCAGUAUAUACAUGUUAGAUGCUCUUUAAUAAUUUGAAAGUAAGAGGAACAGCAACAACACCUUUUAUUUUUUUUUGGGGGGGGGACGCUCUUAAAGGUAAUGUAAAGUUUUGAUAUAUUUUUUUGCCUUCACGAAGAGAAUUACGGAAACAGAUUUCAUUUUGUUUCCUUCAGUAUCUUAUUGCACUAAGGUAAAACCUGCCAAGGCGCUUUUGUUCAAGAGAAUUCAAGGGCAGAUUUACGCACACCUCUUAAACCCAGAUUAGCGAAAAACUACUUUAUUUCGAGGAAAAAUCGUAGGGUUUAUUCUUUGGAAUUUUUCACAUAGUUUUCACUUUCCAACUCUGAAAAGUUAGGUGUCGAACUAUUUUCGAACUAAGACUGAAAAGAAUAAAUAGCUGGCUUUGUAGAAUUGAGAACGGAUUCGGUAUUGAAUUGUGAAGUAUGUGAACAUGAAGACUACUUUUAAAACUUGGAGACAGCCAGAAAGAUAAAUAUUUGUAAUAAAACAAGAAGUCUGGACCUGUCUGAAGUUUUCUUCUAUCCAC
Pocillopora meandrina is the source of this 26241-nucleotide messenger RNA. NCBI's taxonomy places the organism in Eukaryota, Metazoa, Cnidaria, Anthozoa, Scleractinia, Pocilloporidae. The record is from the annotation of a GenBank genome assembly.